AUGGCAUUAUCUAAGCGUAAAGCACUAAUAAACUCAAAAGAAGCCCGGUGGAGGGGGGGAGGAGCGGCGGCCCCGCAACUUCCCUCCCCGCCUCGAGCGCCACCGGCCGGGCCCGGGCCUAGCCCUCCCUGGCCGCCGCCGCCCGAGCUGGUGCCGGAGCCCGCUACGUGCCCCUACUGGGCCGCCACCGCCUCCUGCGCCGCCGCUUCCGCCAGUGAAUGGUCAGCGCUGGAGUUUGAACAGGGCCCUGAACCAUCUCAACGCCAUUUGCGCUCCCGGCCCCCACCUCCUUCCUCCAACAGCCGCUCGCUCCGUCACUCCGCUUCCCACAGGCCCCGCGCGGCCGCCCGACCCCGCAGCCAAUCGCGCGGCCGCUUACUCAAACCGCCGCGCAGGCGCCGCGCCCCGCAUGAUCCGGCGCCCGCCAUUGGUCCGGCCGCGGGGCCCGACGGGAGUUGUAGUCCCGGUCCUCGAGGUCGCGAUGCUGAGAACCUGGCAGGGGACCGGGCGGCGGGCGGCGCGGUAGCAGCGGGCCUGGCCCGCACGGGCUCGGGAGCCGUGUCAAGCUCCCGGCCCCGCCGGGAGACGCAGGAUAAUUGGAAUAUGUUCUCUGGAGAUAGCAACAUCCUUUGGGGAAUAAACUGCUGUCUAGUGUUACUUUGCAGCUCCUCCAAGAAUCUCAGGUGGAUUUGUAACUUACCGUGGCCAAAAGAAAAUGACAGAAGUGAUAUCAGCCUGAGCUUUGAGAAACCUUGAAAACUUCCACAUUCUCUUUUGGAUCCCUGCCUUUGCCAUGAGAACAGGCCUGGGCUAGUUUAAUGGAAGAGGAGAAGCCACAAGGAAAAGAGCCCAGGUCUUCCCUGACCUGUCAGCAGCCAGCAGAUCCCAAACAUGUAAGCCCAGCUAGGAUCGGCAUAACCACCUACCUGACCUGCAGCUGCUCAGAGAUGUACGUAUGGUCCCCUCCUGGGACCUGAAGACUGUCCUGCUGGCCUGUGGACUCAAGAGCAAUAAUAACUAUUUACUAUGUUAA
Molecule: messenger RNA, 1033 nt
Organism: Microcebus murinus (gray mouse lemur)
Lineage: Eukaryota; Metazoa; Chordata; Mammalia; Primates; Cheirogaleidae
Source: RefSeq, a predicted model, not a curated record